CCAUUCUACUUAUAAUUUCUAUGUUUCAUCAUUCUUGUAGUUUUCGUUUUUAUGUGAAACAGCUCCUUCCAAAACGAACUUUUAGCGAAGUAUUUGUUGACCGAUAAUGAGAUGAAGGCUAAAGUCAAUUGACGUACUGGAAUGUCCGCUGAAUUAGGAUUGCAGCGGUACGAUGUUGAUAGUCCAAGGUGGGAUCAAAGUAAAUUUUUGGGUCGUUUGCGUUAUUUUAUAACGAUCACUGAUCCGCUGAAAGCAUUUGCUAGCCAGGAAACACUUCAAGAUAGCAAACGACUGCUGGAUUUAUACAAAGCUGGCAAAGAACCAUAUGGUACCACUGUGAAAGAUUUGCAACGCGCUCAAGCCUUUUAUGGUUCAGCCUUUCAUCCGGACACUGGCCAGCUGCAAACAUUACCGGGACGUAUGUGUGCCAAUGCUUGGGGUGGUACAUUCCUUUGCGGAGCAAUGAUGCUGUGGUACAAGAGUACGAGAGCCGUAAUUUUCUGGCAGUGGGCUAAUCAGUCCUUCAAUGCACUUGUCAAUUAUACCAAUCGGAAUGCGCAAAGUCCUCUGUCGAAAAGGGAUUUAUUGGUUGCUUACACCUCAGCGGUUGCUGGUGCACUUGGUGUUGCUGUAGGCUUGAAGAAUUAUUUAGUAAAGCGUGCAUUUUCACCACUUUCCCAGCGUUUCGUGCCUUUGGCUGCUGUAGCAGUUGCAAACGCCAUCAAUAUCCCUUUCACACGACAAAAUGAGCUUCUCAGUGGCCUUCCGGUGACGAAUGAAAUGGGACAAGUAGUAGCGAGAUCAAAGCUGGCAGCAUGCAAAGCAAUCAGUUUGGUAGUGUUUUCGCGUAAUGUUAUUGUGGCUCCAAGCAUGUUGCUAAUACCCUUGAUUAUGAACACUAUGGAGAAAUGCAACUGGUAUACCAAUCGCGCCAAAUUCUUAAACAUACCGGUGCAGCUUGUACUUACUUUCGUCCUAUAUGGAUCAAUGAUACCAGUCGGCUGUGCUCUUUUUCCGCAAAUUAACAGUAUCAAAGCUACAACACUGAUGCAGUACGAGCCAGAAACUUAUGCGGAGCUGAAAUAUCACAUGGGCAUAAAUAUGCCUACAACACAGCGUGUUUUUUUCAAUAAGGGAUUGUGACGACAAUUAUAUACGUUGGCAAAUAUCUUUUCUUUACAACGAAUCAAUCCUCAGGAGUCAGUUUCUCAAGUAUCGAAAGUUUUAAAAGGUGUUUCCUGUCCUUUUCUGAGGGACUAUAUGUCUCGUUGCUUCCGGAAAUUAUUUCUUAGUUCUCAGUUGUAAUUUUUUGUAUUAACCAAGUUAGCGUAUAAAGAAUUAUUAAUAAAAGAUUCGCAA
Loa loa (African eye worm) is the source of this 1359-nucleotide messenger RNA. RefSeq lists its product as hypothetical. The transcript has 11 exons. Gene Ontology annotation, cellular component: mitochondrial inner membrane. Bases 142 to 1143 code for a protein of 333 amino acids. Gene Ontology annotation, molecular function: monoatomic ion transmembrane transporter activity. Gene Ontology annotation, biological process: monoatomic ion transport; serine import into mitochondrion. NCBI's taxonomy places the organism in Eukaryota, Metazoa, Nematoda, Chromadorea, Rhabditida, Onchocercidae. The record is from RefSeq and is a predicted model, not a curated record.